Molecule: messenger RNA, 2058 nt
Organism: Symbiodinium natans
Lineage: Eukaryota; Dinophyceae; Suessiales; Symbiodiniaceae
Source: the annotation of a GenBank genome assembly
AUGUCAAGGAUCAGCCCUGUCAUUCACUCAUCUUUUGAUUUCGUUCAAACUGGCUAUCGGUUUGAUGUUUUGCAUCAUCAUCUCACUCUCUCUGUCCUUCAAGAUGACUACAAGUGCUGGCGUCGCGCUUUCUUUGUCAUUUUUGCUGACUUCGUUCACGCGUUUCCGAGGGCAUGGCGGGACUUGCUUUUGGUUGAGGCUCGGCACACUGCAGGUAUUCGAGAUGGGGCCUUCGCUUUACUAGCUUCGGUCAUGAAGUGCGACUUCUGGCGAAUUGCGCUAAGUGGCGAGUCUGUUGCCACAGUAGCUGAUGGUGUUCCGGAAGGGAGCAAGUACGGACCGCCCUGCUUCAACUUCUUGCCAAACACGCUUGUUCGCAGAAUGCGUGAAGCUCGUUGUGGUCUUGCGACAAGCGCUUGGGUUCCUAAGGCCUGGGCCUCUCACACCUGGUCAGGCUCCGGGAGUCCUGACUUGCGCAAGGCACAAAGCAUUGCAGACGAUAUUGCCUCUGGCCGACAGCUGCCCCGUGUAGCUGACCUGGCUCGCAAUUCUGAUCUUGAAGCAACUUGUGCACGUGCUUUAGACUUGCUAGACAAUGACAGGAUACCCGUUUUGCUGCAUGCCGAUGAUCCCCUCAUUUUGGCGUCCAGCCGAGGAGAAGCGCUUAGGACCCUUGGAGUCAUUGCUGCUUGGGCUUGGGACGUCAAGGUUUCUCUCCAUUUGGGGCCAUCCAAGACUGUAGUGCAGCAGUGGAGACCAGGCUUGCAGCAAUCUGAGACAGUAAUUCAUCCUUUGCUUUUUCCUCAGCAUGCCCCUCUGCUUCCUGCCCCGCUUGAGGGCGUGCAGGUUCACAAAUGGCUCGGACUUAAAUGGGCAGUGUGUGGUGAGUGGAUGUCUCAUGUCACUCCACUUCUGGCACAGUGCUCUGCCACAGUGGACAUGUUGUGUACGUUGUUGACUUCGCAGCGGAUCCCACUAGCCUUUGCCGUGCUUGUCUUUGACCAGAAGGUUGAGUCGGUCCUUCGGUUUGGUAGGUGGUUGUGGGGUUUAGAUGAAGCAGCACAGAGCGCGCUCAGACUCGCCUACGAGCGCUGGUCUCGGAAACUUACAGGAGCAAGCAAGUGGCGCAAUGCUGCUGUGUGCUUCAGCGAGCUUGGGUGGACUUUUGGUACUCAAGCUCGUGUAGUUUUAGAAGUCGCUCUGGUGAGGGCCACGCUGUGGCAACAGGGUGACGAAACACUUGCCGGCCUGACUUUCACCCGCGGACUCACGUCAAAGGCAGCAAACUGGCCUGUCAGAUCCUUGGCGCUGCUUCGUGAGCAUCACAUCUUGGACUGGCCUGAGUGGGUAUUGUCAGGUAAGGCUGGUGGAUCCUACAAAAGUUUCGUUAAAGGUGAGCUCUUGGCCGCUGCCAAACGCACGUGGGAUGAAUCUGUCUCCUCGCACACCUCCCCCAUACCAUAUUCCCAGCUGACCUCUGGUCCAUGUAGCCAUCUACAGGAAGCACUGUCCAAUUAUGCUCCCUGGGAGACAUUGCUGGGGCAGCGUGCCUUGAUUAUGAUUAGGUGUGGCUACGUGGCACUUGGGCAUGUGAACCAGAGGCAAACCGCUGCUCGCAUUCAGGCGUGCGUUCUUUGCGGCAGGCGCUACUCGAACGUCACCGCUCAUGUCGUAUGCUCUUGCGAACGCUUGGCAGAAUUGAGGGAGGUCUGUCUACGCCUUGGCGCUGACUUUUCCUCUCUGAAAAUUCUGGCCAUUCCCCCAUCUCAUCCGGCAUAUUCGGAAGUAGUGAGGCUUGCCAUUGAGAUUCUGCGAAAUGCGCAGAACUUCUGGAAGACAGCUUAUGUGCCGAAAUCUGUACGAACUAUCCGAAAGGCAGACAUGCUGUCACAGUGCCACUGCUCCAUUACCAAUACGCACCUAGCCUUGACUCUGGAUGUGUUUAACGGCUCGGAGCAGACAAGGAGCAGAACGCAUCAGAAUGCGGUGCCGCUGCCGUCCCAGCGCAUGGGGGCAUGCGGCUGGGAGCAUGCGCUUCAGCAAGACUCAGCGGUGUGA